AUGACGACGACGGCGAUGCAGGAUAAGGACGGAAUCGAAUUGCUGACGAAAGCGAUCGCCGAGCUGGAUCGCGUCAUUAAGGAGUAUGAAGGAAACUUGGUCGUGAAGAUCCCGCCUCGCGUUGCACAGAGACAGGAAGAUGCGGAUUUGGAGGGAUUGAUGAAGAAGAUGGAGAUGGAAAACCAGGAAGUGGCCGCGGAUGAUGAUGAUAGCGACGACUAA
This is a messenger RNA of Blastocystis hominis, 222 nucleotides long. RefSeq lists its product as hypothetical. Lineage: Eukaryota; Bigyra; Opalinata; Blastocystidae. Gene Ontology annotation, cellular component: multi-eIF complex; eukaryotic translation initiation factor 2 complex; eukaryotic 48S preinitiation complex. The record is from RefSeq and is a predicted model, not a curated record. Bases 1 to 222 code for a protein of 73 amino acids. The transcript has 2 exons. Gene Ontology annotation, molecular function: ribosome binding; translation initiation factor activity; RNA binding.